Messenger RNA from Myripristis murdjan (pinecone soldierfish), 1405 nucleotides. RefSeq names its product zinc finger matrin-type protein 5-like. The record is from RefSeq and is a predicted model, not a curated record. Gene Ontology annotation, molecular function: zinc ion binding. Gene Ontology annotation, cellular component: U12-type spliceosomal complex. The coding region runs from base 122 to 649 and encodes 175 amino acids. The transcript has 6 exons. NCBI's taxonomy places the organism in Eukaryota, Metazoa, Chordata, Actinopteri, Holocentriformes, Holocentridae.
CUUCAGGAAGUGGGCUCUGCUGUGGGUUCACUCGUAUUUCAAACAAGCAGCACGGAGGACGGCACUAGCUCCCCGGCAGUAAGACAUUUGGAAGCUGAGACCUGGCUGCGUGGUUCGAGCCAUGGGGAAGCGCUACUACUGUGACUACUGUGACCGCUCCUUUCAGGACAACAUGCACAACAGGAAGAAACACCUGAACGGCGUGCAGCAUCACAGAGCCAAGAAGGCCUGGUUUGAUCACUUCAGAGACUUUGCAGCCAUUCUAGAUGAUGAGCUAGCCAAGAAACCCUGCAGGAAAUUUCUCCAAACAGGAGUUUGUGGUUUUGGCCCCAACUGCAGGUUUUCCCACAUGUCCGAAGAAGACUUGGCAAGCCUAAAAAGGCAGAUUGAAGAUGAAAGACAGCACAGAGACAACCCUAAUGGCAGAUCUUCACCCAAGCGAAGCGUAGAAGAGUGGCUCACAAGACGAGAGAAGAAAAGAAUUUCCCUCAGUAGCAAAGGAGUUCUCAAAGAUGAGGAGGAUGAAGAAGGAAGCCCGGCAGAAAGUGACAUACCUCAGCAGCUCCUUUCCGUUCCUGAUCUUCCUCCCUCACUGUUGCCCCCUCCACCAGGGGGAUGGAAAGUCAACCCCACCACUGAAUGGGGUUGAGGGAUAUUAACAUGUGCAUUCAUGGAAGGAUAAAUGCCACAAAACACUAUUUGCUUGAGGAAAUGUUUCCCUUUAAUGCAUGUGUGAAGUGACAACAUCUGCCUAUUUAAGUUUGCAGUUACUACUAGAAACUGAUUGUUGCAGUUUCUUGUUUUUUAUAAUAAAGGCCUCAAAGCAGACCCUGUUUUGCAGGUUAUGUGAUGUAGAUGUACUGUUGCACCAUUCAGUUAUAUUAAAGUAAAACUGCUCAUGUAAAAAGUACCUGAUUUGAAGCGAGAGUAAAAAAAUUACUGGGUUGCUUGAAAUAAAAUGGGACCCAUCCUAUAUGAUCUUAAAAGUAUGAUUAGACUAAAUCAUAAGUUGUGACUUACUUUUGUUUAGGAUCCAGUUUGUGACCUCGGAGGAAUAGGUACUUGAAUACACCUUUUUUUUUUUAAUGUAAAACUUGAAAGUAGUAGUAGAGAAGCAUGUGGAUUCUGUAAGUGAGGGGGAGAUUAUGAGGUAGAUAUCAGACUUUUGGACCCACAGUGCAAUCAUUUGGCUCCAUAACACCUGGAAUAUGCUGCUCACGCUGUUUCGAGUCAUUUUAUGCUGGUUUAUGGAACGCUAAACAAUAACACUCUGCCCACAACUGUUGUGUUUUUGGGAAGCCGGACAAAAGCUGUGUUUUACAUUGACACAGAAUCCUUUGUGCCAUCAGUGUUUGAACUGAUAGAAGUGUGAGCAGAUAGAUUAAAUUUUCAUUUUUUGAGUUAA